Messenger RNA from Saxophila tyrrhenica, 1665 nucleotides. RefSeq lists its product as uncharacterized. The transcript has 2 exons. NCBI's taxonomy places the organism in Eukaryota, Fungi, Ascomycota, Dothideomycetes, Mycosphaerellales, Extremaceae. The coding region runs from base 1 to 1665 and encodes 554 amino acids. The record is from RefSeq and is a predicted model, not a curated record.
AUGUCUUGGAGAACAUGGCUGGCGACGGCCACUUUGCUACUAGGGACGACCGCGGCUCAGACGUUCAUUCCCACCAACUGGACGGCGGGGGAUGCGGCGACGAGAGACGAUCAGACGUUGAUGCUGCAGAUUUCGCUGGGAGACAAGAUGGUCCCGCUGGCGCCUGUGCUGGCGUUGACGCGGGAUGGGUACAAUGAUAUACCUCCUACAGGUCUCUCCGGCCCCGUCAUCGUCACCGACCCUGCCAAUGCCCUCAAUCUCGAUUCAGAAGACGUCGCUCUGAUCUCCUGCGACGACUACUCCGGCGAGAUACAGGCCGACGAUGUGUUCCGUCAGGCGUACGAGAAGAACGUCACUGCCAUAGUGCUAUAUUCGGAGUACUCGGAUUGGUGCCACUUGAUGGACUACAGCGACGACUACCCCUGGGUAUACACUCUGAAGAACAGCACGGAUACGGCGAAGAUGUUGAACGAGACGCAGGACGCCGAUGGCCAAGACGUAUAUGCUGCGAUCGGGACUUCGAGCGGGAUCAAUGGCAGUGGUCCUGCGGCGGCGAAUGCGGGACAUCAGGGGCAGGGUGGGGAUCAGGAUCAUCCGCCGGGCACGCCUAGUACGGCUGUGGCGAUGAUUAUUCUGUAUUCGAUCACGGGUAUUAUUUCGGCGCUGUUCGUGGUCAUCAUCGUGACUGGUGCGAUGAGAGCGCAUCGUCAUCCGGAGAGGUAUGGGCCACGGAAUGUGAUCGGUCGGCCACGGCAGAGCAGGGCGAGAGGUCUGGCGAGGGCUGUUGUUGACACCCUGCCGCUGGUGAAGGUCGGCGAAGGUCAGCGAGAGGCACCCAAGCCCGCGGAUGUGGAGCUGGCGGAGAACGGAUCUGAUAGGAACACGACCGGUGAUGGAGAGACCAGGGGUCCAGACGAGCCUCGCGAUCAGCCAGAAGGAAACCGCCAAUCUAUCGAGGACGGUAUCGCAGCAGCCAUCACCGCCCAGCGAUCGAAUUCUCAAUCUCACAAUCCUGACAAUCUCGGCUGCAGCAUCUGCACGGAAGAUUUCCAGGCCGGUGAAGACCAACGUGUUCUGCCAUGUGAUCACCGCUUCCACCCGGCAUGUGUCGACCCCUGGCUUCUGAACGUCUCCGGUACCUGCCCGCUUUGCCGCAUCGACCUCCGACCGCCUCCACCUGAAAUGGAGGACACCGGCGAGGUAGACGAGCACGGCAACCCUAUCCUCCGUGAAGUAGGCGCCGACCCUAACGGCGCGCCUUCUCAACCCCAGGAGCCACCACCGCGGAUGGGCUACCGCCGCAGUCUUCUGGAAGGAAUCCGCGACAUCGGCCGCCCCAACCACCGCGUCCACUACGGCCGAGCAGAGGCCGCACAGAUCAGUCGUGAGGAACGACUCGCAGCGCUGCGGAGGUUGAGAGAGCAACGUACUGCUCAGAGGCGAGAGGCGCCGACUGAGCAGGCUGUAGAGGAGGAGAGGAGCACGAGGCAGCGGUUGAGGAGGGUGUUUGGGAUUCGGACGAGGAGGACGGGGAGUGCUGAGCCGGAGGCGGAGGGGACACCAGGGGAGGGUGGGGAUGGGACGCCCCAGAGUAUUUCGCGCAGUCGGUUUGCUGAGGGGUUUGAGGGGCGGAACACCCGAUGGACCUCAGCCACCGAAGCUUGA